AUGGCGCCUGCGGCGGGGCGCUGGGCCCCCGUCCUGUGGCGGGCCUGCAACUGGCUCAUGGCCGCGUUCUUCGCGCUGGCGGCCUUGGUGCAGGUAAACGACCCAGACGCAGAACUGUGGAUGGUGGUAUACAUGAUACCUGCGAUGCUGAGCCUGCUUGUGGGACUUAACCCUCUUGUCACCGGCAACUUAAUUUGGAAGAGUGCCUCUGCAAUACACAUAUUCUUUUGUAUCGCGUGGGCUGUCGGCUUGGCCUGCCACCUCUGGCUUCACUCCCGACAGAACAUCUUACAUGAGGAAGAAGGCAGGGAGCUGUUUGGUCUGGUGAUUAUCACAGUAUGGAUGGGCCUAUGUCACAGUUCAUCAAAGAAUCCGGUUGGUGGAAGAAUUCAGCUGGCGACUGCCGUUGCAAUCGCUCUCCUCCCAUUUAUCUCUUGGAUCUACAUCUACAUAAACAAGGAGAUGCGGUCCUCCUGGCCAACUCACUGCAAGACAGUAAUUUAAAUGAAGUCAAGAAUCCUCUUCUUCAAAUGAGUAUUGUCAAUCAAGUGUUUAUAAACGUGGUUGUAACAAGCCAAUUUCCUAGGAGUUUAUUUAGGUAAUUUGAGCUAAUUUUAGAGGUGAUAAAAAAAAUCCUAAGAACUUUCUGAGGAUGCCUACGACACAGCAUGGGAUUGCAUGGGACUGGUAAGAGACGGGGGUCUGACAUUCAGUUGUCACAGUGUAGUAAAAAAGGCAACAGAACGAAAGUUCAGAAAUGUGCAUUCUAACUCAACAUAUCACUACCUGUAUGCCUUGGGCAAAUAUAUGAACCUCCUGGUGGAUGUCUUCAUCUGUAAAAUAGGAUUAAUACCAGAUCUCCUACUCACUUGUACAGUUGCAAGGAUUAAACUGGAGAAUAUGAGAGCACUCCAGAAAUACCAAAUGCUUGUAAGGGGCUACACAUGAAUAAAACAGAGGAAAGCAGGGUUUGGGUGAUAGGAUAGACACAGAGGUUCAAGAAAGGGCUGUGCCCCUGCACUGAACUCACUGUAUGGGACCAGGGCAGCACCAUGAACUAAAUGGGGAUGCCAAAUGAACAAGUGUGUCUUAGAGAGGAGAGUUAGGUAGAAUAAAGGAAUUUGGGACCAAAAGGAAAGAGGCAAUAUUAAAUGCACUGCAAAUAAAAAAUAAGACCAAAAUCUGUACACAUUUUUAAAAAAAUGAAAUUCAAAGGUCACCCAGGGGAGAAGACCGUUUUGGAGCUGUACUCUCCAAUGUGUUAACUCUAGUACCAUAACCAUGAUGCAUACACACACACACAACAUGGGAACAUCACUAUGGUGCACACAUAUAUGACAUGAUAACAUCACAUAACCAUAACAUGUUGCAUUGAGCACCUGAAAUGUGGCCAGACUGAGGAAGUAAAAUUCUGCUUUUUUCAUUUUAAUUUUAAAACAUGUCAAUUCAAUCAUUAGAAAACUUGUGUGUGUGGAACGCUUAGGUAUGUUUGGAACAAUUGGACAUGUGAAUCUACUUCUUUAACUGCAGGUUUUAUAUCUAAAUACAGAUCAAGUAUUUCCAGGGAAAAUGUAAUGUCAGUGGAUGGGUUAUUAAAUAUAAAAUAGA
This is a messenger RNA of Neomonachus schauinslandi (Hawaiian monk seal), 1608 nucleotides long. RefSeq names its product transmembrane protein 220 (gene TMEM220). The coding region runs from base 1 to 504 and encodes 167 amino acids. The record is from RefSeq and is a predicted model, not a curated record. Lineage: Eukaryota; Metazoa; Chordata; Mammalia; Carnivora; Phocidae. The transcript has 6 exons.